Molecule: messenger RNA, 4369 nt
Organism: Onychostoma macrolepis
Lineage: Eukaryota; Metazoa; Chordata; Actinopteri; Cypriniformes; Cyprinidae
Product: oocyte zinc finger protein XlCOF6-like
Exons: 6
Coding region: 226-4227 (1333 amino acids)
Biological process (GO): regulation of transcription by RNA polymerase II
Cellular component (GO): nucleus
Molecular function (GO): DNA-binding transcription factor activity, RNA polymerase II-specific; RNA polymerase II cis-regulatory region sequence-specific DNA binding
Source: RefSeq, a predicted model, not a curated record
AUCUGCUCCUCCAAACACACAGGAAUUUACCAACAGUUCAACUCCUCCCACGAAAGAGUUUAUGAAAGAAAGCUGAAAACAUGACUGAUCCAGAACCCUGCGGAAUAAAACAGGAAGAUACUGAACAACAAAUAGAUCUGCUCCUCCAACCACAUAGGAAUUCACCUACAGUUCAGCUCUUCCCAUAACAGUCUACAAAAGAGUUUAUGAAAGAAAGCCGAAAACAUGACUGAUCCAGAACCAUGCGGAACAAAACAGGAAGAUACUGAACAACAAAUAGAUCUGCUCCUCCAACCACAUAGGAAUUUACCAACAGUUCAACUCCUCCCACAACAAUUAAUGGAAAAAGCUGAAAACAUGACUGAUCCAGAACCCUGCGGAAUAAAACAGGAAGAUACUGAAGAACAAAUAGACUUGACAGAAGAGAACAAGGAGACUGAAGAACUGAUUAAAGAGAGGGAGAGCCAUCAUGUAAAAAGUGAAGAAACAUCCUCAUUGACAAGAAGAGACAAAAUAUGGCCUGAGUGUGAAAAGAGUCUCUCAUGCAAGCAAAAUCUUGAUCUUCACAUAAAAUGUCAUCUUGAAGGGAAGCUGUACACAUGUGAUCAGUGUGAAAAGACUUUCACAAUAAAAGAAAACCUUACAAAACAUAUGAAUAUCCACACUGGAGAGAAGCCGUACACAUGUGUUCAGUGUGGGAAGGGCUUCACACAAAAAGGAGACCUUGAUGCACAUCUAAAAACCCACACUGGUGAGAAGCUAGAAAACUGUCACCAAAGUAGUAAAAGAUUUUUUAGGCCACAUUUCCUGAAGGACCGCCUGAACGUUCAUACGAAGGGCAAGCAUUUUGUAUGUGAUUUAUGUGGAAAGAGUUUUAAUCGGAUGGCUGCAUUAAAGAUACACCAGAAAAGACACAGCGGUGUGAAGGAUCAUGCUUGCUCUGAGUGUGGGAAGACUUUUUUUACAUAUGAUGCAAUGAAAGUGCACCAGACAGUUCACACUACAGAAACACCUUACAAGUGUUCACACUGUGACAAGAGAUUCAAACGGUCAACAUAUCUGAGAAUACAUGAGAGGAUCCACACUGGAGAGAAGCCGUACACAUGUGAUCAAUGUGGGAAGAGCUUCAGACUAAAAGAAAUGCUUAAUCAACAUAUGAAUAUCCACACUGGAGAGAAGCUACACACAUGUGAUCAGUGUGGGAAGAAUUUCAGACAAAAAAGACACCUUAACCAACAUAUGAAAAUCCACACUGGAGAGAAGCUACACACAUGUGAUCAGUGUGGGAAGGGUUUCUUAGAUAAAGGUAACCUUAAAGACCACAUGAAUAUCCACACUGGAGAGAAGCCGUACAUAUGUGAUCAGUGUGGCAGGAGUUUUGCACAUAAAGGAAACCUUGUCAAACACAUGAAAAGACACACUGGGAAGAAGCCACACACAUGUGAUCAAUGUGGGAAGAGUUUCGCAGAAAAGGGAACCCUUAAUGAACACAUGAGGAUCCACACUGGAGAGAAGCCAUACACAUGUGAUCAGUGUGGGAGGAGUUUCAAACGACAAGAAAGCCUUCAUGAUCACGUGAAAAUCCACACUGGAGAGAAGCCGUACACAUGUGAACACUGUGGAAAGAAUUUCAGACAAAAAAGACACCUUAACCAACAUAUGAAAAUCCACACUGGAGAGAAGCUACACACAUGUGAUCAGUGUGGGAAGGGUUUCUUAGAUAAAGGAAACCUUAAAGACCACAUGAAUAUCCACACUGGAGAGAAGCCGUACACGUGUGAUCAGUGUGGGAAGAGUUUCAUACGAAGAGUAACCCUUUACAUACACAAGAAAACCCACAAUGGAGUGAAACAGCACCAGACAGUUCACACUACAGAAACACCUUACAAGUGUUCACAUUGUGACAAGAAAUUCAAACGGUCUGAUUAUCUGAGACUACAUGAGAGCAUCCACACUGGAGAGAAGCCGUAUACAUGUGAUCAAUGUGGGAAGAGCUUCAGACUAAAAGAAAUGCUUAAUCGUCACUUGAAUAUCCACACUGGAGAGAAGCCGUACACAUGUGAUCACUGUGGGAAGAAUUUCAGACAAAAAAGACACCUUAACCAACAUAUGAAAAUCCACACUGGAGAGAAGCUACACACAUGUGAUCAGUGCGGGAAGGGUUUCUUAGAUAAAGGAAACCUUAAAGACCACAUGAAUAUCCACACUGGAGAGAAGCCGUACACAUGUGAUCAGUGUGGGAAGAGUUUCAGCCGAAGAGUAACCCUUUACAAACACAAGAAAACCCACACUGGAAGGAUCCACACUGGAGAGAAGCCGCAUUACUGCCAUUCAUGUGGGAAGAGUUUCACAAUUAAAGGAAGCCUUACAAAACACAUGAAUAUCCACAGUGGGGACAAGCCGUACACAUGUGAUCAGUGUGGAAAGAGAUUCAGACAAAAAGUAAUCCUUAAAAGACACAUGAUUAUCCAUGCUGGGGAGAAGCCGUACACAUGCAGUCAGUGUGGAAAUAGCUUCAGACAAAAAGCUACCCUUAAUAAGCACACAAGGAUCCACACUGGAGAGAAGCCGUACACAUGUGAUCAGUGUGGGAAGAGAUUCAGCCGAAAAGAAAACCGUGAUGCACACCUAAAAACUCACACUGGAGAGAAGCAAUGCACAUGUGAUCAGUGUGGGAAGAGUUUUAAACAUAAAGGAGCCCUUAAUAGACACAUGAAGAUACACACUGGAGAGAAGCCACACACAUGCAAUCAGUGUGGAAAGAGUUUCAGACUUGAGCAACCUCUUAAGGAGCACAUGAAUAUCCACACUGGAGAGAAGCCAUACACAUGUGAUCAGUGCGGGAAGAGCUUCAGACAAAAAGUAAUUCUUAAAAGACACAUGAAUAUCCACGCUGGGGAGAAGCCGUACACAUGUGGUCAGUGCGGGAAGAGCUUCAGGCUAAAAGUAAAUCUUAAAAGUCACAUGAAUAUCCACACUGGAGAGAAGCCAUACAUAUGCAGUCAGUGUGGAAAGAGCUUCAGACAAAAAGCUACCCUUAACAAACACACAAGGAUCCACACUGGAGAAAAGCCGUACACAUGUGAUCAGUGUGGGAAGAGUUUCAGACGAAAAGAAAACCGUAAUGCACACCUAAAAACCCACACUGGAGAGAAGCCAUACACAUGUGAUCAGUGUGGGAAGAGUUUCACACAAAAAAGAGCCCUUAAUGUACACAUGAGGAUCCACACUGGAGAGAAGCCAUACACAUGUAAUCAAUGUGGGAAGAGUUUCACACAAAAAGGAGCCCUUAAUGAACACAUGAGGAUCCACGCUGGGGAAAAGCCGUACACAUGUGGUCAGUGUGGGAAGAGCUUCAAACUAAAAGCUACCCUUAACAAACACACAAGGAUCCACACUGGAGAAAAGCCGUACACAUGUGAUCAGUGUGGGAAGAGUUUCAGCCGAAAAGAAUACCGUGAUGCACACCUAAAAACCCACACUGGAGAGAAGCCAUACACAUGUGAUCAGUGUGGGAAGAGUUUCACACAAAAAAGAGCCCUUAAUGGACACACAAGGAUCCACACUGGAGAGAAGCCGUACACAUGUGAUCAGUGUGGGAAAAGUUUCAGACUUAAGCAAACCCUUAACGAACACAUGCGGAUCCACACUGGAGAGAAGCCAUACACAUGUAAUCGGUGUGGAAAGAGUUUUAGAAAAUAUGGUGGUUUUAAAAAACAUCUGCUUACUCAUUCUAGAGAGAGACUAGAAAACUGUGACCAAAGCAGUAGAAAAUCUUUCAGGGCAGAUUUCCUGAAGGACCACCUGAAAGUUCAUACGAAGGAGAAGCCUUACAUAUGUAAUUUAUGUGGAAAGAGUUUUAGUCAGAUGGUUGCUUUAAAGAUACACCAGAAAAGACACAGCAGUGUGAAGGAUCAUGCUUGCUCUAAGUGUGGGAAGACUUUUUUUACAAUUGGUGCACUGAAAGUGCACAAGACAGUUCACACUACAGAAACACCUUACAAGUGUUCACACUGUGACAAGAGAUUCAAACGGUCAACACAUCUACAAAUACAUGAGAGGAUCCACACUGGAGAGAAGCCACAUCACUGCCAUUCAUGUGGGAAGAGAUUCACUCAAUUAUCUUCUUUAAUCUGUCAUAAAUUACAUGUCUGCAUGUCUGAAAUUACAGUAAGUAGUUCAAGUGCUGAUCCUGUACUUCCAGGUGUGAUGGUUAAUAUUGAUUAAUCAGAGAUUAUUAGAAUGAUUAAUCAACUAUUCUUUGAAUAUUUCACAGAUUAAUCAGUAACUUUCAUUUAUUAUUCAGCUUUUGGAGUUGUUGAAUGUUGAAUUGCACCUAUUCUAACUAAUAAAUAAAACAAGGAAAUCA